UUAAAAAAAUGUUUUCUCUUAAUUUAAUUAAAAUAUUUAUUCUUUUAACAAUAUUUUUUAAUUAUGGAAUUUUUGGUUGUACUCACAAUGGAAUUACUUAUCAUAAUGGAGAUGAAUGGUUGGAAAAAAAUGCUUUUGUGGUUAGAUGUACUGUAAAUUCUGAUACUUCUUGGCGGUCUGAGGUUGUUGCUUGUGUAUUGCCUGAUUCUCGUCGAGUUCCUAUACACACAUCGCUUGAGGACGGCAACUCUGUUUGGAAAUGUGAAAAGAAUGACGAAGACCGAAGUGUUCAAUUAAGACAAGCUCCAAGCAAUAAUGCUUUGUGUAAUGGAAUACGUCCUGUUGGAAGUGUUUGGCAAGAAAAAUCAUUUGAAUUAGAAUGUUUGCCAGGUGGAUAUACUCGUUUACGUGCUUGUGUAACCGAAGAAGGAAAUAGAGUUAAAAUAAAUACAACAAGCACUGUUAAUGGUUUUGAUGUUGAAUGUAUUCAAUUUUAUAAUGGAACUAUUAUUUUCCGUGGAGCUAAGCCUGUUCCCCGUGUCGAGCCAAUAGUAUUCCCUCAACCAAUACGUUCACAAUAUGGAGCAGCCGGCCCAAUUAUAACCCCAGCAGUUAGAUGUACAGACGAAAGUGGACGCCCUCGGCAUGUUGGCGAUUAUUGGACAGAAAAUCAUCGUUUCAACAAAACUUGUAGAGAAGGAGGGGCCGUGGAAGUUGUUAAUUGUGUUUCGAAGGAUGGAUAUAGAGUUCCAUUAAAUGGGCAAAUGAUUCUGAAUGGUUACAAAUUUGAAUGUGUAUUGACACCACAUGGGACAAUUAAAUUCUCUUCUUUGCCAGUAACAGAAGGCUAA
This is a messenger RNA of Meloidogyne enterolobii, 851 nucleotides long. Lineage: Eukaryota; Metazoa; Nematoda; Chromadorea; Rhabditida; Meloidogynidae. The record is from the annotation of a GenBank genome assembly.